AUGGAUCCGGAGGUGAACGAGGUGGAUUUGUUUGACGAACACAUUGACAUGAUAUUUACUGCUUCUGAUGCUGAAAAGAACAAAGGACGAAAGACUACUGAGUUUUGGAAUAUUGAUCUCAUUGAUUCUGAAGGAAUAGUCAAGCAUGCUAAAAUAAGUGUAAGGGAGGCUAUAGAGCGGUCUCUUAAUAGUAGCAAGAUCAUAUUGAGGUUCAACGAGGAACUGCAAGUAGUCGGAGAUGGAACUGGCCUGUUAAGUGGCAUCCUAGAAGCGUUGGAUUCUGAUUAUAGCAAAUUUUCUAUCUGUGAGAAGAGUUGGGCAAAGGUGCAGGGCAAAGACAUGGUUUAUGAUGAUUGCAUAAAGAAUCUUAACAACCGCCCGGAGAAAAUUUCUAGAGAGCAUUGGAGGUGCUUCAUUGAUUAUCAUAAUAAUCCUGCCACAAAGGAGAAGUACAAGCAAAACGCGUUGAAUCAAAAGAAGCAACUUUACACGCACACUGGCAGUUCUAAAAGCUUGGCUAGGGUAAGAGAAGAAGAGUCACAAAAACAAGGGAGGAGAGUUGGUAGAGGAGAAGUAUGGAUCCUAAAGCACAAAAAAUGUGAUGGCACCUACAUACAUGAAGAAGCGCAGAGUAUCGAUCUAGAUGAAACUACGAGAAUAUUGUCUGAAAAUGAUUCCCUUGCCCAAGCUCUCGGUAAAGAGCGUUCGGGUAGAGUGCGUGGCAUAGGUUUCGGGCCGAUACCAAGUCAACUCUUUUAUCUGAGUGCGCAGCCGCUGAUGGAUAGAGCUCAAACAGAAGAUGCCCAAAGGAUGCUGUUUGAACUACAGGCGGAGGUGACGGUCGAGAAAUUGAGUAGGAAGGCAGUGGAGGAUGAACUAGCAGCGAAAAAAUUGAAAAGGAAGGUAAUGGAGGAUGAAAUAGCAGCAGAAAAAAUGAAGAGACAGUGUAAACGAAAUAUGACACGUCAACUGAAACGUGUCUAUCUGGUUUACAGUGUAAACGAGAUAUAUGGAAUAGAGUCGCAGCAGCUAUAA
Arachis stenosperma is the source of this 1035-nucleotide messenger RNA. RefSeq lists its product as uncharacterized. The record is from RefSeq and is a predicted model, not a curated record. The transcript is spliced from 7 exons. Bases 1 to 1035 code for a protein of 344 amino acids. NCBI's taxonomy places the organism in Eukaryota, Viridiplantae, Streptophyta, Magnoliopsida, Fabales, Fabaceae.